Messenger RNA from Cannabis sativa, 540 nucleotides. RefSeq lists its product as uncharacterized. The record is from RefSeq and is a predicted model, not a curated record. The coding region runs from base 118 to 540 and encodes 140 amino acids. NCBI's taxonomy places the organism in Eukaryota, Viridiplantae, Streptophyta, Magnoliopsida, Rosales, Cannabaceae. The transcript is spliced from 3 exons.
AUGCACGAUUUUCAUUGUGUUUUGGUCAAUUUUUUUUUUUAUAUAGUGUAUUUGUUGAAAUAUGUAGUCCUUAUUGUUUAAAUUUGUUUAUCUUUAAUUUGGUUAGGUUCAUCAUACAUGGCUGGGAAACGCAAAAGGAAAGGGGGAAAUGAACCCGUAAAGAAGGAUGUCACCCCCGAGCCGAACGAUAAUGCGGUUGCUUGGAGAAAUUUCUUCAAUGCGAACUACAAAGCCCUUCGAGCAGCUGAGAAGGGAUUAACUGAGAAAGAGGCUACCGACAAAUUGAAAGUGCAAUAUAAAGGUUUCACCGACGAGGAGAAGUCUGAGUGGAGAAGCUAUGACCCUAACCCUAAUCCCGCUAAGAAGGCGGUGCAAACAAGGGGGAGGAAACCAAAGGCAGCUGAUGCCAAGGGGAAGAAAGUGGAGGUGGAUGAGGAAGAGGGUGCUCCUGAAAGUGAAGAAGCAUCUAUGUACGGUCGAUGCUCCUUCAACCGUUUAAUGAGGAUUUGCAAGAACACGAACUGGAGCAGAAAGAUGUGA